Molecule: messenger RNA, 1204 nt
Organism: Amphibalanus amphitrite
Lineage: Eukaryota; Metazoa; Arthropoda; Thecostraca; Balanomorpha; Balanidae
Exons: 1
Coding region: 1-1065 (354 amino acids)
Source: RefSeq, a predicted model, not a curated record
AUGGACGCGCUCCGUCCGUCGGCCGUGCUGCUCCUCAGCUGCGCGCUGCUGGCCGGCGCCUCGUACGUCCGCAGGCUGGAUGUGUUCUCCGCAGGACCACUGGCCGAGUCUACGGCGCCGUCUCGUCUCAGCUGCGCCGCCUGGUGCAACAGGACGUCCGGCUGUGUCGGCUUCACGUUCACCGACGGCGGACAAUGUCAGGUGUUCAACCAGGUCUACAACACUGCUGCUGAUACCAGUGCCAUGAUGUCGGUCGACUACUCCCGCCCAUCGAUGUCCCCCUGUCCAACCGGCUGGUUUGCGUUCCGGGACCGGUGCUUCUUUCGAGGGGUGCUCGAUACGGCACAGCUCUGGGACGCACACCGAGCAGCAUGUCAGAGUCUCGGGGAGCAGUCUGACCUGGCAGUGCCGAAUGACGUGCAGGAGAGCAGCUGGCUGUUGUACCACCCCUCUCGCUCCGCCGGCACCGAGUUCACUGGUGUAAAGCUUGAGGCCGGCGCUUUCACCGGCCCGAAUGGGGAAGCCGUCUCGUUUCAACUGCCGAUGUAUCCAACCCCUGAGGAUCCCGGGUACGUCAACGUAAGGGUUGGUCAUGCAAUCGACUACAACGCAUGGGGCUCUGCGACAUCAUCACGCUAUAUCUGCGAAACACCCUACAAAUGCCAACUGAUGAGCCCCUGUCCGGCCGGCUGGCUCUUCGUGGACGACUACUGCUACCACUACGUCUCCACGGCCAUGGCCUGGCAGGCCGCUGAUGACCACUGUGCAGGACUGCAGCCGGGAGCCCGCCUCUCGCCCGUCAUCAACAUGGAGACGUUCAAGGUAGUCUACUACAGUCUCGGCCUGGCCUCAUCUACCUGGGCUGGAAUAUCGGAUACCGAAGUGGAGGGAACGUGGAAGUCGGUGGACGGCUCCACCUCAUCUUUUGCAUGGCGAUCAACAUCGGAGCCGAAUGGUGGAACAGCUGAAAACUGUGUGGAAAUGGUUUUAGGCGGAGGAAACGAUUAUGUAUGCUCAGUCGCGCGGCCUUUCGUAUGCCGUGUGCCGGCUGGUGCUUGCGGGUAGGCCGAUGCUUUAAAGCCAUCGACGGAACUGGUCCUUACCAAUAGGACGGCCCCACUGCCAGCGCUGAGAAGCUUUAGCUGUCCCUGACAGGGCUUCGGAGUCGGAGUCGAAAUCGGAGUUGAGUCGGUCGGAGUCGGCA